Molecule: messenger RNA, 741 nt
Organism: Leptosia nina
Lineage: Eukaryota; Metazoa; Arthropoda; Insecta; Lepidoptera; Pieridae
Source: the annotation of a GenBank genome assembly
AUGGGCUGCGCUUCGUCCGCCGAGGAGCGCGCCGCCAUCGCGCGGAGCAAGCAGAUCGAGAAGAACUUAAAAGAGGAUGGUAUUCAAGCCGCCAAGGACAUUAAGCUGCUGCUCUUAGGUACGCAGCUUUUGCUUACAGUUUGGUAUUGCGCGCGCACACCCCGCGCCCGCGCCGGAGGCGCACGACGCGUGUGGAUCGUAUGCAGAGGGAGCGGUGAGGGCGCGCCCGGCUCGGGAGUCGGGGCGGAAGGUCUGGGCCAAGGGACAGCUGCCGACAUGGGUUGCACUCAGUCGGCGGAGGAGCGGGCCGCGGCCGCACGGAGUAGACAAAUCGAGAGGAACUUAAAGGAGGACGGCAUUCAGGCCUCCAAAGAUAUAAAGCUACUGCUGCUAGGUGCUGGUGAAUCGGGGAAAAGUACGAUAGUUAAACAGAUGAAAAUUAUUCACGAGAGCGGCUUCACAAAUGAGGACUUCAAACAGUAUCGGCCCGUUGUGUACAGCAACACGAUCCAGUCACUGGUGGCCAUAUUGCGCGCGAUGCCCAACCUCGGCAUCACAUAUGGGAACAAGGACCGUGAGAGUGACGGUAAAAUGGUGUUCGACGUGAUCCAACGAAUGGAGGACACGGAGCCAUUCAGCGAGGAGUUGCUGGCCGCGAUGAAGAGGCUGUGGGCAGACUCCGGCGUCCAAGAGUGCUUUGGACGCUCGAAUGAAUAUCAACUCAACGAUUCAGCUAAAUAG